This is a messenger RNA of Phycomyces blakesleeanus NRRL 1555(-), 924 nucleotides long. RefSeq names its product C2H2-type zinc finger transcription factor. The coding region runs from base 1 to 924 and encodes 307 amino acids. The record is from RefSeq and is a predicted model, not a curated record. Lineage: Eukaryota; Fungi; Mucoromycota; Mucoromycetes; Mucorales; Phycomycetaceae. The transcript has 4 exons.
AUGACCACAAUAACAGAAUCUCUAGGAACACAUCUUAUGGUUUACUUAACAUACGUCUGCCACAAAUGCACAUCACCCCCUAAGGUAUUCAAGACACCUUUCAACUUGCGACGCCAUUUGACGAGUCCUGCCCAUAUCGAAGCGCUACUAUCGCAAUAUGUAAGGAGAAUCUAUACCUUUGUAACUGGCGAAACAAAUGUAGUCGUUGUUGGAGAUACUGCAAACGAAGCACCGUCUCAACGAAAAAAGACGUUCAAUUUUCACCCAGCGACUGUCAAGCCUGCGUCCAAGCUUGUUAAAAUAACGGGCGAGAUUGUUUCAGCUCUACAACCUAUUUUAACGAUUGUCAAAGAUGAUUUGAUUUCAGAUCAAACAAAUGUUCUGUCGUUAAAAUUGUAUCCCACUGCGCAUAAUCUCAUUGUAAUCGCAUUAAAAGCCCAGCUAGCUGAUUUACCUCGAUUCCUUUGGACAUUUGAGCACAAAAAUGAUUUAGACAAAGAUGAUACAAUCUUUGUAAAUAUUAUUCAAUGCGUGCUCGCAGAUUUUUACAGAAAAUCUCAGCGCAGCCCGCAUUAUCAAUCAAAGUACGAACGUACGUUCUGGAUAGAUAGGGUUGUGCAUAUAUUCCGAGCACUCGGCAAUCAUAGUCAGCUCUUAGGGUUUCAAUGGUGUAAAAUUCCAACUGAAGAACACAUGGAGUUUAUUCUUGAUCCUCAUACUUUGAAACGUAACGUUUCAAAUAACUUUCAUGAUGAUGUGGGCUAUGACGACAGAAACCGCAAUCGUCUGUCAUUCUGUGUACAAUGCAGCUGUAUCAACAUCACUCUUUCAAUAACUACUUUGGAUCCCGAAAACGAUGGUUCCUACAUUACCAUUCGUGCGAUUUGCAGAUAUUCCAACCAAAGAACAAACAACAAUACUUGA